AUGGCAAAUAACAGCUCGCUGCUUGUCAGUAAUGCACCAUUAAGACGAACAAUCAAUGACCGGGUGAUUUUAGUUCAGGUUCUGGUGGCGCUUUUCCUUUGCACCAACUUAAUGCUGCUCACUGUCUUUUUUAUGAAGGAAGUCUUUUACACGUCCAUGCGGUACAUCUUAUUCGCCAACACGUUACUCUCUGAUUGUGUGAUUUUAAUUGUAACAAAUAUAUUGCUGUCCAUGAGUUAUUUUCAAGUCACCACACAGAUGUGGUUGUGUAUGAUAUUUGUCGCAGUGUCAUCUCUGUAUAAUUUUGUGACGCCUGUCACUCUGACAGCGAUGACCCUGGAGCGCUACGUGGCUAUUUGCCUGCCACUGCGUCAUGGAGAGCUGUGCUCCUCACACAGGGCUCUGCAACUUAUCCUCAUCAUCCACGGCCUCAGCAUCAUACCCUGUGUUGUGGUUAUGUUAGUUUUCUUCAUAGCUGUCAAUUUCCGUGUCUACAACCAAUACACAAUCUGCUCUGUGGAGAUGUUUAUUGUGCACAGUUGGCAGGGUCAUCUUAGAUCAGCUAUUAGUCAGUUUUAUUUCUUGAUCAUGUGCAUCACUAUUGUUUUCUCCUAUGUGAAAAUAAUGAAAGUGGCCAAAGCUGCAUCAGGAGAGAAUAAAAAGUCAACAGGGAAAGGGCUCAGGACAGUGGUUCUUCAUGCUUUCCAGCUGCUGCUCUGUCUCAUCCAGCUGUGUUGUCCAUUCAUAGAAGCAGCUGUCCUUCAGAUUGAUUUAAUGUUAUUUAUUAAUGUCAGAUACUUUAACUAUAUUAUGUUUAAUCUUACUCCAAGAUGUCUGAGUCCUCUGAUCUAUGGCCUCAGGGAUGAGGCAUUUUUUCAUGCAGUGAAAUACUAUGUUCUCUGUGGUAUGUGCAAGAACAAAUCCUUAGGUUUUACUAUUUGA
Mugil cephalus (flathead mullet) is the source of this 942-nucleotide messenger RNA. RefSeq names its product odorant receptor 131-2-like. NCBI's taxonomy places the organism in Eukaryota, Metazoa, Chordata, Actinopteri, Mugiliformes, Mugilidae. Gene Ontology annotation, biological process: G protein-coupled receptor signaling pathway. Gene Ontology annotation, molecular function: G protein-coupled receptor activity. The coding region runs from base 1 to 942 and encodes 313 amino acids. The record is from RefSeq and is a predicted model, not a curated record. The transcript has a single exon. Gene Ontology annotation, cellular component: membrane.